Portunus trituberculatus (swimming crab) is the source of this 777-nucleotide messenger RNA. RefSeq lists its product as uncharacterized. The record is from RefSeq and is a predicted model, not a curated record. Bases 16 to 777 code for a protein of 253 amino acids. Lineage: Eukaryota; Metazoa; Arthropoda; Malacostraca; Decapoda; Portunidae. The transcript is spliced from 6 exons.
GCAGUAGUAGUAACCAUGGCGAUGUCCGGACUGGGUGCUUGCGCUGUUGCUGGUGUUGUAAUCGCCAUGUGUGUGGGAGUGGAAGGAAUGCCAGCGCCCCUCCCCGCACUCUCCCGCUGCCCCGCACACCCACGCCCACACCCUGAACAGGCGGUGGGGCGGCCCUCUCUCACCCCGCCUCACCCUAACAUUAUGGUGACGGUGAUGAUGGACAAACGUGUCUUGCCAGGUGGAGUGAGGCUAAUCCCUGCUAGUGUGGAGGCUGACGUGUGUGUGGAUGAGCCGACUCCCUUCCUGGUGCCUGUAUCCAACGCCAGCAUCACCACACUCUGCUACGCCCACACUGACAUCACCAUUCCUACACCGUCUUAUAACCUACUGGGUGGUGUUGACAGCAGGGUUCUAGACUGGCGGCACGUGUUCAGGCGUAGUGUGGGUGGUGUGGCUGGUGAUGCUGUGGUGGUGGCGGUGGUGACUGGUGCCUCCCCGCCGAAUGGUGAUAACAUGUACACCACUUCGUUGGAUAAGGUGGCGGUGAGGCAGGUGGUGAGGGUGGUGGAGGGGUUGGCACAGAAGGCAGUCUUCAACAUCCGUGACUUGCUGCCCUCGCCUGCUGUCAACCUGCCCUACUACCAAUACAGGUUAGGAACUGUGGAGGCAACAAGUGGAGGAGCUGGCCAAGGUGGAGGUGGAGGGGGCGCAGGAUGGUGGCGAGGUGGCGGCGUCAGGGCAGGUGGCAGACAGGCAUGCACACGGACAAGCUCAUCCACCUACUAA